Molecule: messenger RNA, 1497 nt
Organism: Chlamydomonas reinhardtii
Lineage: Eukaryota; Viridiplantae; Chlorophyta; Chlorophyceae; Chlamydomonadales; Chlamydomonadaceae
Exons: 1
Coding region: 215-565 (116 amino acids)
Source: RefSeq, a predicted model, not a curated record
UUACCUGCAGCACCAAGUGCACUCCCUUGUGGCCUUGUGGGCCACAUCCGCGAGGUGGGCCCCGAACGCCUUGCACACCGCUUGGUGGAGAGGGCUGGCUGGCUGAUUUUCGGAGGACGACGGCAGCGCUCCGGCGACUGCCCCCGCCAUCGGCAACAACUCGCACGGCAACAGCAACAGCCCUGCGCCGGAGACGCCGGCGGCCGCCGCCACCAUGGAGAUGGACGACGGCGGCGCGGGCACACACCAGCGCGCAGGAGCAGCAGCAGACGGCGGGCGCAGAGGGUGCCUCAGUCGCCGCGGCGGCCGCGGCCGGUGCCGCCGUGGUGCCGCCACGACGGCCGGAGCCAACGCUAGGCCUGGGCCUUCGGGCGCCAACCCGCGCGGCACCCAGCCGCCGCCAGCAGCCGCUGAACCGAUUGACGCGGAGGACCCGAUGUCGGAGGCCCUGGAUGCCUCCCGGGCGCCCUUCGUUCAGGAGCUGGCCGAUGAGUAUAUCGGCAAGCACUAUCCACUCGCUGGCCGCGAUGUGAAUGAUGGGCCGCACGCAGGUGGUGCGGUAUAGACGGCUCCUAUGUGUUGUGUAUCGAUGCCGUGUGCUUGGCCAGGAGGUCAUACACUCAUACGGCUUGGUCCGGGCUUGCCGUGCGGACUCCCUUGGGCAGCUUGGUUGGUGCAAUCGGCAACGGAAGUAAGCGCUGUUCCCCAUGCGUAAGGCUUUGGCGCUCGGGCCCGCCAUCAUCUUGUGGUUGCGGGAUGCGUGACCUUGAACACCUGGUACGGAGGUGGUGCCCUGGUCCGAAACGCCAGGCACGUAGCUGGGCGGCAGCAGGUAGGACGAGUAUGGCGCAGCUGAACUGAAAGCUACUGAACGGGAUAACGCUUCACAUUUCAAAAGCAUAUUUGAAGUAAGGUACUUGAAAGGAGAUAACUUUGCACCGUGCACAAGCACAGCGAAGGAUGCGAAGUCGUGCGUGCCCGCGCACAAAAUUGCAACGGUUCUGGGCGGGGGACAUAAGGGAGUGGAGGUUUGCGAAACUCGGCAGAUUGCUGCACCCGGGCUGCACCAGUCAGACCCAGACCACCCCGCGCUCAACUCUCUGCCGCGUAACGAAUGGACAAUGUGCAUCGGCAGCCUUGUUAGACGUGAACUCAUGCGCACCGGCGCUUCAGAGCCCAGCUGUGUCAGUGCGCAUGUGUUGAAUGUGGAGACAUGUCCCGACAUGUCCACGCCCGGACGCGCAACUUAGCCCUCCCACCCUUUGUUUGUGCUUAUUACGUCAUAAGUCUCAUAACGUGCACAUAUGAGCCUCGUACUGCUGCGUUUGGCCCCUAGUUCUGCUUGUGGGGCGCUUCCCGAAAUCCGGCAGGAUGGGCUCCCGAAACCCGACGGACCCCCCAACUUUGGCGGCCCAGAACUUCCUCACCAGACACCCCCGUAGGAAACUAAAAGUACGUGCAUAAUGCUCUGCUAAAGCUCUGUAAUUUUUCGCAUUU